Oryza brachyantha (malo sina) is the source of this 2426-nucleotide messenger RNA. Its product is annotated as polygalacturonase At1g48100-like. Bases 1 to 2304 code for a protein of 767 amino acids. The record is from RefSeq and is a predicted model, not a curated record. Gene Ontology annotation, molecular function: polygalacturonase activity. Gene Ontology annotation, biological process: carbohydrate metabolic process. Lineage: Eukaryota; Viridiplantae; Streptophyta; Magnoliopsida; Poales; Poaceae. The transcript is spliced from 6 exons.
AUGGGCCUUCCAUUGUGGCCAAAUAGUGGGAUGUAUGCUCUCCUAUUGAAGCUAAGCACUCGCUCGCAUCGCGGCGCGGCUCGCCGGGGGCACCGGCCGCCGCCGUCGUCUAUGACGACGUCGCGUUGCAUGGCGGCGGCGGCGGUGCUGUCCGCGUUGCUACUCCUGUCCACGUGCCUUCCUUGCGCGGAGGCGAGAGGGCUGCACCUGCACUACCACCGGAGGCACCGGAGGGCGCAGCACCACGGGCACCACCGCGCCACCGGAAGCCACAUCUCUCAGCCGCCCGCGGCGGCGCUGCCUCCUGACGUCGACGGAGGGGAACCGCCGGCCGAGCCUCCGGGUCUGCCUCCUGGUCCGGGCGUCGACGAUGACGCUCCGCCGCGGCGCGCUCCGCGCGACACGCCGUGUCCAACGCUGCGGCCUCCUUUGUAUGGUGCCCCGGUGGACGGCGCGCCGAGGUGGCGCGGUCGUGCCCAGCCACCGUAUCUGUCCCCCACUAUGCCGCCGUCACCCUCGCCGACGCCGCCGGCCAGGGCGCCACGGCAUUCUCCGGCGCUUCCUCCCACAAAGACACCGGUGAUCUCGCCGGCCGUUCCACCUCAACUCUCCCCUGCGAAGGCCCCCUCGACGCACCAUCAUGCGAAGGCACCGUCAUUGCCUCCGGCCAAGCCGCCAGUGCUCUCGCCGUCGCCGGAGCAUCCACCGCACCACUCUCCUUCGAAACCAUCGGCGUACGCUCCGGCCAACCCACCAGAAUCACUACGUCCGGCGAUCCCUCCAGGAGGAGUGGCAAAGCCACCGUCAGUCGCUCCGGCGCAGCCACCGUGGCCGCCACCAGCAGCACUACCUCCGGCGAUCCCUCCCGCGUCAACACAAUCACCGUCAAUUCCACCGGCCAAGCCGCCGCGGCUCGCCCCGACAAUGCCACUACCGGCGCACGCUCCAGCCUUGACACCAGCGCCGCCACAUCCGGCGAUCCCUCCCGUCGCAGCGACACCGCCCGCUCUCCCACCGGCGGGGCCAUCAUCCAAGAACGGCUCAUCACCUCCACCCUGCAGCAGCAGCAACGUGUUCGACGUGAGGGCGUUCGGCGCGUCGGGCAACGGCUCGUGCACCGACGGCGACACGCGCGCGUUCCGCGCGGCGUGGAAGGCGGCGUGCGCCGCCGACUGCGCGACGCUGCUCGUGCCGUCGGACGGCGUGUUCACCAUCACCUCCACCAUCUUCGCCGGCCCAUGCAAGCCAGGCCUCACCUUCCAAAUCGACGGCGUGCUGAUGCCGCCGGACGGGCCGGCGAACUGGCCGGCAGCGGACAGCCGGCGGCAGUGGAUCGUCUUCUACAAGGCCGACGGGAUGACGCUGACGGGCAAGGGCACCAUCGAAGGCAACGGGGAGGAGUGGUGGAACCUCCCGUGCAAGCCUCACAGGGGCCCCAACGGAUCGACGCUGCCCGGGCCAUGUGAAAGCCCUGCACUGAUCAAGUUCGUGGCGAGCAGCGACGUGGCCGUGCGGGGCGUGCGGCUGGAGAACAGCCCGCAGUUCCACCUCAAGUUCGACGGCUGCGCGCGGGUGGCCGUCGACGGGCUCGUCGUGAGCUCGCCGGCGUCGAGCCCCAACACCGACGGCGUCCACGUGGAGAACACAACGGCGGUGAGGAUCGCCAACUCGAGGAUCAGCAACGGCGACGACUGCGUGUCCGUCGGCGGCGGGUGCUCCGGCGUGCGCGUCGAGAACGUGACGUGCGUGCACGGGCACGGCAUCAGCAUCGGCGGGCUCGGGGCGCGCGGGGCGCGGGCGUGCGUGUCGGACGUGGCGGUGCGCGGGGCGCGGGUGGUGGACUCCGACAACGGCGUGCGGAUCAAGACGUGGCAGGGCGGCGCCGGCGCGGUGACGGCGGUGGUUUUCGACGACGUGCAGAUGGUGAACGUCAGGAGCUGCAUCGUCAUCGACCAGUACUACUGCGACGCGCACGGCGGCGCCGGCGGCGGCUGCUCCAACCAGACCGCCGCCGUGCGCGUCGACGGCGUCGAGUACAGGGGCAUCCGGGGCACGUACAACCCGCGCGGCGGCGGCGCGCCCGUCCGCUUCGCGUGCAGCGACGCCGUCGCGUGCACCGGCAUCACCAUGACCGAUGUCGAGCUGUGGCCAGCCGGCGGCGGCGGCGGCACCAGCUCGCCGCUGCUGAGCGAGCCGUACUGCUGGAACGCGUACGGGCUGACGGAGACGCCGACGCAGCCGCCGGUGCACUGCCUGCAGGAAGGCCGCCCAGACUCGCUGCAAGAUCAGCUCGCCGGUUGCUGAGCAUACACCAGAUUCUUGUUUCUUUUGACAUAGAUUUUUUUCCCAACGAUUCAUGCUAAUCUAUAGAUUUAUCUUCAGUGAUUCACGCUAAUUAAAUUCGAAACAUCUAAACAAUCAACCAA